UACAAAGAUAGCCUAAAUUUCAAGUAUGUAAUUUUUCUUGUGGUGUGCUUAAAUAUUGGUAUUGUCUUAAUUUGGAGUAUGGUUUAUGGAUAUUAUGUAAAACGUCGAGUGGAGCGUUAUGGUCAAUUUGAUCCAGUGAACAAUGAUGGGGAAAGUGAACGUCUAGAUGGUGGUUAUCAUGGUGAAGACAAUGAUAAAUGUAAAAGCGUUAAAUUUAGAUUUUCUACAUUUUACAUUUAUAUCGUCCAUUUGGUUGUUCGCCUCAUUAUAUUAUCCGUAUUCGUUGGAUUACUUUUCUCAGCCAAGUUUCCUAUCGAUUACAUUUGUUCAUGGCAUCCUAAAUUGAAAGAAACAGCCUCUUUAAAUCACACUAUUCCUACCUCAUACGACGUCAUAUUACUUGCUUGUCAAAAUCUUAACGCUGAUAAAAGUAAGACGUUGAUUCAAGUUGUUGCGUCUGUUGAUGUCAUUUUUAUAAUACUGACAAUCUUAGAGCUGUCUUAUUUGACGAUUGUAGCCUGGAAGUACAGAUUAUUUACAACAUCAAGAGAAUUUUGUGAAGUUUAUUUGUUACGAAAACGUGAAAGAUUUCAAACAUUUUUGAAAAAACAAAAAGAAAAUUUUGACAGCAACGAAGACGUUCAAACAAAUGAGGACUUUGGGGAUGAUCAAUACACUCCAUUAAAGUUUGAGGAGAUUUAUGUCAAUGUCAUUAUGCAAGCGGAAAGAGAAUUAAAGAAUGCUUAUCCAGAAAAUUAUAAAAGACAUGAAAUCUUUCAAAGUCAUCUAGAAAUUGGACAUGAUGCAAGAAAAUUGAAAAUGGUGACUGAUAUUUUUAAGCCAAUCCAGGGUGAGAAAGAAACAUCGUAUCCACGUUCUAUUUUAGUCAUUGGAAGGCCAGGAAUUGGUAAAACAAUGUUAACAAAAAAACUUAUGCAUGAAUGGAAAAACAACACAGAUAAAUAUUGGCGAGAUAAGUACGUUCAUCUAAUCCGAUGUCGUGCGUUUGAAAAUGUUGACAUUACUCUUCAAGAAAUGUUGUGUGCUGAUGGAUUGCCAUAUCGAGAUUACGAAUUGAUAAUGUCAAAUCCAAAAAAAACUGUUCUUAUCAUUGACGGUCUUGAUGAGCUUCCGCUGGAUGACAAAAAUCUUAAAACUGAUGGCCCAGUGCUUGUUAAAGAAAAAAGGCCAGCAUUUACAGUGUUAAGUAUGUUGAUUAAAGGUAAGCUGUUGCCAGGUGCCACUGUUCUUAUAACAUCACGACCAACCGCUGAAUUUGCAUUUAAACUUUUGAAAUUCAAGAGGACAGUGGAGAUCUUGGGGUUUUUUGAAGAUCAGAUUAAAGAAUAUGUUCACAAGUUCUGUGGUAACGAUAAGGAAUCUACUGAGCUUAUUUUGAGCUGCAUUGAUAAUUCUAUCGAACUUCGUAGCCUGUGUUAUAUCCCCGUCAACGCUUACAUUGUCUGUCUGACCCUGAAAGAAUGCUUUACAAAAGAAGCAGAAGAUAUUCCAAAAACUACAACUGAAUUGUACAAAAGAGCAGUUAAAAUCUUACUUUGGAAGCACCAUCCAGAUUUUAUAAGAAGAUCACGACCAAUAGAUUAUCUCGUCAGAGGUUUACCGGAAGAGCUUGAUAAGCUUGAAGACCUGACGAAAAUAAAAAGCCUUGCAAAAGACGGUAUUGCGAAAGAGAGUUUGAUUUUUAACGAACCAAGUCUCCCGAAUUUUCCACAUCUGGCAAAGUGCGGUUUCUUUCAUAAAUUACCAGAUAGACGACGCAAUCUUUAUUGUUUUAUUCAUUUGACUCUUCAAGAGUUCUUCGCUGCAUGGUGUAUUGUUGACGAUUGGCAAAACAUUGCAAAUUUUUUGGAUGAUAAUGUAUCUGAUUCUAAAUGGUAUUUGGUGAUAGAGUUUGUUGCUGGUUUAGUUGGAGACAUGAAGAGAUCUGGCAGCAUCAGAAAUGCUGAAACAGUAGAAAAGGUUGAACAACGGUUUAAAAAGUGGAUUUCAAAGUUAUUCUUAAAAAACGGCGAUAAAGUCCUUGGUUUUCUUGGAGUAAAGUGCUUAUACGAGUUGCAGGACAAAGAAGUCAUGCGCUCAGCUUGCUCAGAGUUAAUGCAUUUUUCUCAAGAAGUGAAGAUUGAUAAAGUUUCUUUUACGCCUGUUGAUUCAAACGCAUUGUUUGAAUUUCUUUCUAAAUGUGAACACAUAACAAGUCUUUCUUUUGACGAUUGCAAGUUUCUUGAUAAUCAUAGCUGUCUUCCUUUAAAAAACUAUUUGUCAAGUGAGAGAGCGGAAAUUUUGAUUAAUUUAAAAUUCAGGUCUUGUGACUUAGGCAAUAUUUUCGGUGAAAAUCUUAGCGAAGCUUUAAAGAGUGAGAAUUGUAAACUAACUAAGCUGGAUCUUGGUAAUAACAAUAUUGGUUAUGAAAGUGCAAAAUAUCUUAGAGAUGCUUUGGAAAGUGAGAGUUGUAAACUUACUGAAUUGGAUCUUAGUUUUUACAUUAUAGGUGAUGAAGGUGCAAAAUAUUUUACUGAAGCUUUGAAAAGUGAGAAUUGUAAACUUACUAAAUUAACUCUUCAGAGAGUCAGAAUAGGUGAUAAAGGUGCAAAAUAUCUUAGUAAAGCUUUGAAAAGUGAGAAUUGCAAACUUACUACAUUGGGUCUUGGUAAAAACAGUAUAAAAGAUACAGGUGCAAAAUAUCUUAGUGAAGCAUUGAAAAGUGAGAAUUGUAAACUUACUAAAUUGCCUCUUCAUUGUAACAAUAUAGGUUGUACAGGUGCAAAAUAUCUUAGUGAAGCAUUGAAAAGUGAGAAUUGUAAGCUUACUGAAUUGUUUCUUAAUGAAAACGAGAUAGGUGAUGAAGGUGCUAAAUCUCUUAGUGAAGCUUUAGAAAGUGAGAAUUGUAAACUUACUGAAUUGCAACUUAAUAGAAACCAGAUAGGUGAUAAAGGUGCAAGAUAUCUUAGUAAAGCUUUAAAAAGUGAUAAUUGUAAACUUACUAGUUUAAAUCUUAGUAGCAACCAAAUAGGAGAUGAAGGGGCAAAAUAUCUUAGUGAAACUUUAAAAAGUGAUAAUUGUAAACUCACUCAAUUUUAUUUGGAUCAUAACAAACUAGGUGAUGAAGGUGCUAAAUAUCUUUGUGAAGCUUUAAAAAGUGAUCAUUGUAAGCUUACUGAAUUUUAUUUGAAGCAUAACAAAAUAGAGGGUACUGGUAAUAACAAAAUAGCAGCUACAGGUGUGAUCUUUCUUGGUGAAGCUUUCAAAAAUAAGAGGUGUAAGCUUACUGAAAUAAACAUCCUCAAUAACAGUAUGGGUGAUGAAGGUGCAAAUCAUCUUAGUGAAGCUUUAAAAAGUGAGAAUUGUAAACUUACUGACUUGUCUCUUAAUUAUAACAAUAUAGGUAAUAAAGGUGCUACAUCUCUUAGUGAAGCUUUAAAAAGUGAGAAUUGUAAACUUACUGAAUUGCCUCUUCAUUUUAACAAUAUAGAUGAUGAAGGUUCAAAAUCUCUUAGUGAAGCUUUGAAUACUGAGAAUUGUAAGCUUACUAAGUUGAGUGUCAAUAGUAACAGUAUAGGUGUUCAAGGUGCUAAAUAUCUUAGUAGCACAUUAAAAAGUGAAAAUUUUACUUCAAACAAGUGAUUUUUAUUUUUAGUUACAUUUCCUACAAAUGAUUUUUCUCUUUGCAUGAUACAUGAUAAAAAUAGUAAAAAUGUAUGUAACUUCCUGCUUGAAGGUUUGUAAUUUAAACAUUUAUGUUUUAUCAGCAAAAUAAAUGAAAAAUUGUUCACAGUGAACAAUAUAUAUUUCUUGUGACUUUCAUUUUAUAAAGUGUUUCUUGAUUUAAAAACUAUUUUCAAUUCUCUCUACAUAGCUAUGUUAAUCCAUUUGCAGAGUAAAAGUAUAGUUUAUUAGUAAUCAUGUAUUGUUCAUUUAUUUCUUUUGUUUUUUUUGCAUUAUUUACUGCAAAGAGUAAAGACUGUAACAAACAAUUUUGGACUUAAAUGAUGUUAUAAAUAUUUUGUAACUAUCAAAAGAAAUUUCAAUACUAAACAUGAACACAUUGAA
This is a messenger RNA of Xenia sp. Carnegie-2017, 4068 nucleotides long. RefSeq names its product NLR family CARD domain-containing protein 3-like. NCBI's taxonomy places the organism in Eukaryota, Metazoa, Cnidaria, Anthozoa, Malacalcyonacea, Xeniidae. The record is from RefSeq and is a predicted model, not a curated record. The transcript is spliced from 3 exons. Bases 79 to 3642 code for a protein of 1187 amino acids. Gene Ontology annotation, molecular function: protein binding; ATP hydrolysis activity.